GUUAAACCAUUUCAUUGUCUGAUCAUAGUGUCGGGUUAAUUCAUACCAAAUUUCAGACAUUUUUUGAAGUUAUGGGGUGCAGAUCGGACAAAAAUUCGAAAUGCGACUCCACACGACCUUUAAAUAUUACAACGUUACAGAAAAUAUUUCGAAGUUUUGAUGAAAACAGAUAAAACCAAAGAAGUUCGGUCAGUUUUUGAAUUUUUGAAUUUAUACCAUAAUUUACUAUAAAAAGAAGUCAUAAUCCCAGUUACAAACUCCAAAAUGAAUGGUAUGGAACAUUUGCUAAAUCCCAUAACAUCGUCUCCGACAUAUAUAAGAAUGACACAACAAUUUGAUUUUACUAAUCAUUCACAUCGUCGUCACAACCCAUUAACCAAUACUUACGUCUUAUGCUCUCCUCAUCGAGCAAAAAGACCUUGGCAAGGUGCUCGUGAAGAAGUCAAGAAGACGAAUUUACCAGACUAUGAUCCUAAAUGUUAUUUAUGUCCAGGAAAUAUCAGAGCUACUGGUGAUGUUAAUCCUAAAUUUGAUUCUACUUUUAUAUUCACUAAUGAUUAUCCAGCUGUGAAGUUAGACCAACCUGAUUAUACUGAAGAAGAAGAAAGUGAUACAUUAAAGGGAAGAUUACUUAAAACUGAAGGUGUUAAGGGUAAAUGUUUCGUUAUAUGUUUCAGUCCAAACCAUAACUUAACUAUACCUAUAAUGACUAUAAAAGAGUUAGUAAAGGUAGUUAACACUUGGCAAAAGUUGUAUAAUGAUUUACAAACAGAAGCCUUAAGUGGUGAUGCUCCAUAUAAAUAUUUACAAAUUUUUGAAAAUAAAGGUUUUGCUAUGGGUUGUUCAAAUCCCCAUCCUCAUGGUCAAGCUUGGUGUUUGGAUGUCGUGCCUACUGAAGUUGAUCAUGAAUUAGAAAACAUGGGAAACUAUCAUAGAAAGUAUCAUUCUCAUUUACUUGGUGAUUAUAUUAAACUUGAAUUAGAAGAAAAAGAAAGAGUUGUUCUUGAAAAUGAUUCCUUCAUUGUUGUGGUUCCAUAUUGGGCUUUAUGGCCCUUUGAAACUUUAGUGAUGUCCAAAGAGCAUUUAACAUCCACUGCUGAUUUUAAUGAAAAGCACAAGACUGAUUUAGCCUCGAUUUUAAAGAAAUUAACUACCAAGUAUGAUAAUCUUUUCAAUACCUCAUUCCCAUAUUCGAUGGGUAUUCAUCAAGCUCCAUUAAAAUGUUCCGAAGAAGAAAAGAACGCUUCAUGGUUCCACAUGCAUUUCUAUCCACCUUUAUUAAGAUCAGCUACGGUUAAGAAAUUCUGUGUUGGUUUUGAAAUGUUAGGAGAACCACAAAGAGAUUUAACCAGUGAACAAGCUGCUGCAAGAUUAAUAGAGUUAAAUGGAGAUAAACAUUUUAUGGAAUAAAUACAUAUAGAAGUACGUAAAUAAUGAUUUUUAUUUGAUUUAAUUAGGAAUUAGAUUAAUAAUGUAUAAUAAUAUUAAAAACAACCCAAAA
Molecule: messenger RNA, 1501 nt
Organism: Scheffersomyces coipomensis
Lineage: Eukaryota; Fungi; Ascomycota; Pichiomycetes; Serinales; Debaryomycetaceae
Gene: GAL7
Product: UDP-glucose:hexose-1-phosphate uridylyltransferase
Exons: 1
Coding region: 265-1410 (381 amino acids)
Biological process (GO): beta-D-galactose catabolic process via UDP-galactose, Leloir pathway
Cellular component (GO): cytoplasm
Molecular function (GO): zinc ion binding; UDP-glucose:hexose-1-phosphate uridylyltransferase activity
Source: RefSeq, a predicted model, not a curated record